GUGCGUUUCUCCUGAGCCUGGGGCCACCGCACCCCGCGGACUCAGAAGCCAGCGGCACCCGGGGACCGUCCUACAGCAGAUCCAGUGGCCGCCGACGUCAGGCUGGAUGUUGGAUGUGGAAGCCCAGGAGCCCCCCAAGGGGAAAUGGUCGACGCCGCCCUUCGACCCGCGCUUCCCCAACCAGAACCAGACCCGUAACUGCUACCAGAACUUCCUGGACUACCACCGCUGCCUCAAGAUCAGGACCCGCCGUGGGAAGAGCACGCAGCCCUGCGAGUACUAUUACCGCGUGUACCACUCGCUGUGCCCCACCAGCUGGGUGGAGAGCUGGAAUGAGCAGAUCAAGAACGGGACUUUCGCCGGCAAAAUCUGACUGCCCCGGCGCGGCCUCCUCUGAAGAUGCAGUGACCCUGCAUCUUUUUGUCUUGCGGAGGCCCGGCCUCGGUUAUCCACCCCUACCUCCCAGUGUCUAAGCCACGAAUAAUGUUAUGCUGUUGCUGAUGUUCCUUCUUCAUGCCCAGCCAGCGCUGCCACUGCCCCACUGAUGCCUGAGCCAGGGGCAGGGGCAGACCUGCCCGGCCUGGCCUACAGCCUGGUGGACCAUCACAUGUGCAAACUCCAAACACCUCCAACAUGUGCUCCAGCUGGCUUUCUCUGGUGUCUAGCAGCCGCGUCCUGAGACCCCCAGUGCCAGCCUCACAGACUCGGCAACCUCCCAGGUCAGAGAAACUGAGGCCACUCCACUUAUUCCUGCCCCACCCAGAACACCUGCAUCCUUGUUCGCUCAACCUCCUCCUCCCCACUUCUUUCUCCUCCUCCAGCCCCAUCUCUUCAAUCCUCCCAUCAUCCCCUCCCUCUGCAGUUCUUCCCUCAGAACCUGCUCUGUCCUCCCAGCCUCCAGAUCAUGGAUCCUGAAGGCCACCUGCUCUGCCUCUCCUACUCACUGUCCCUUGGCUCCUAGGGGCGCAACUUCGCCCCCUCUCUCUGGGUUUCCCUCUUCCCCAUCCUGAAGGCGGCAGAGCCCAAACGGUUCUGAAAAUGAGUUCGGUCCAGGCCCUGAAGCUUACUAACCAUGUUGCCUGGGACGAGUUCGCUAGCCCCUCCGCACUGUGGUCUUUUCAUCUGAAAUAUGGUAACAAUGACAUAAUACUGACACCUCCACUUCCUAGGGCUGUGGGGAGGACGGCGAUGUGAAAACAUACAAAGCAGAGCAGUGUCUGGCUCUUCUCAGUGUGUGGGGUCUCUAGCCAGAGGGACAAUCUGAGUCACUCGAAUCAGCAUGUCGGCUCAAUUCUGGUGCCCCAUCUCCUACUGGACAGUGGGACUGAUCGACCGGACAGACAGCCCAGGGAUGGCCCCAGAAACCGGUCCUGGAGCUCUUGGAGGCAUCUGGUUGACUAGCUUGCAGUCAGAGCGCGCCCGCGCAGGGAGACACGGGGUCAGGGUGGGGAGUCCUUGGCUAGGGCUCUGGCUGCCUGCCAGCCAAACGCUGAGAGCAGUUCUAGUGCCACACACCCAGGUCAGCCCUGGUCGUCAGGGUUUCCUGUUUCAAUAAACUUCCUUCCACCUUCACCUACA
Messenger RNA from Macaca mulatta (Rhesus monkey), 1578 nucleotides. RefSeq names its product cytochrome c oxidase subunit 6B2 (gene COX6B2). Lineage: Eukaryota; Metazoa; Chordata; Mammalia; Primates; Cercopithecidae. Gene Ontology annotation, cellular component: mitochondrion; respiratory chain complex IV. The record is from RefSeq and is a predicted model, not a curated record.